GAUUACCUGUUUCAAUGAAAAAAGAAGAAUUGAAUACAAAUCAUUUUGUAGUAAUCCUUUUGCUUUGCCUGUUAGUAUAAAACUUCUUUAUUAUCAAAAGAUACACACACUCAAUGCUUUUUCAUCUCUCUCUCUCUAAAUGCCCGCUUUAUAAGGGAUAAAAAAAUAAUCAAGAAUCAGAAGCAAGCACCAAGCCAACUUUUUCUCACACCCUUUUCUCUACUCAAAUUGAAUCAUUCAUCGCCAUUUUUUAUUUCGCCUGAUUUUACAAGAAUCUCGGAAUUCGUAAUUUUCGUAUUACCGGUUAAAGUUGCAGAUUCGUGAGGGGGGUUUUACGGAAUCUUUAGUUUGUGUGGGGGUGGGGGUGGUGGUUAUAAAAUGGCGAUGGCUUGUUUGGAUUGUAAGAUUCGUACGUGGGUUGUUGGGGUUUUCGUUAUUUCAUCUGCCUUAUCCCUCGCCUGGGGAGUAACGGACCCUCGUGAUGUUUAUGCGAUAAGCGAGUUGUAUGCUUCGUUGGGCUCCCCGUUACUUCCUGGAUGGAUCCUCGGAGGAGAUCCAUGUGGGCCCGUAAGUUGGCAAGGGGUGUCGUGCGUGUACGGAAAUAUAACUGCAAUAAAACUGGAUAGCUUGAAUUUGGGCGGUUUAUUGAGCGAAGGUUUGGCAUCAUUUGCCUCGAUUAUUCAAAUAGAUCUCAGUAACAACCAAAUUGGAGGCGGUAUACCAGCCAACUUGCCGACUACUCUAAGGAGUUUUUACCUUUCAGAUAAUCAAUUUACUGGUCUUAUCCCAGGCAGUAUAUCUUCAUCGACCCAAUUGACAGAGCUGUUUCUGAACAAUAACCAAUUUACGGGACCAAUUCCAGAUGCCUUUGAACCGCUUACGAGUUUGAUUAACCUGGAUUUAUCGGGGAACACUUUGAGCGGUGCGCUUCCUCCUUCGAUGGGGAAUUUGUCAUCUCUGAAAACUUUGAAUUUGGAGAACAAUCUGCUUUCCGGAGUGCUCGAUGUUCUUCAAUAUCUUCCGCUCAAUGACUUGAACAUCGAAAAUAACCAGUUCUCCGGGCCUAUACCAAACAAUCUGCUAAAUAUUCCCGAUUUCAGGGGCGAUGGAAACCCUUUCAACACUAGCAUCAUACCUUCUCCACCUGCCUUAUCUCCUUUAUCCCCUUCCGACGCACCCUCGCCUCAAUCGUUCGACGGUCCACCUGGACCAUCGGCAUCUCCGUUACCAGAUUCCGGAAGAAGUGAAUCGAAGAAACACGCAUCGAACAUGACCACAUGGAUUGUUAUCGCGGGGUUGUUUGCCCUGGUGGCACUUGCCCUAGGCCUAUGCCUUUCCAUGUCCACAUGUUGCUGUAAGAGACGAGGGUCGAGUGAGGAAACUCUCACCGGGACCCACAAGCAAGAUCAUUCUUCGCAAAACUCUUUUCGUCGGUUCGAAGCAGCUUCGAAGCAAGUGAAUUUGAAGGGAGAUAAUCGUAAUCAUAGUCACAGUAUAGAUAUGAAGGGAUUGGAUGACAAUAGUGAUCUACAGACGAGCCCACUUCCGUUUCCUUUACUUCCUGCGGAAAGAAUUGUUGCGGACCCCACUUUUACCCCGUCGACCGCAAGGGCAAAUUCGUCCAAGAUUGUGGAAUCUUCAAAGCUAUUUACGAUUGCAUCUCUUCAGCAGUGCACGAAUAGCUUUUCUCAAGAAAAUCUUAUCGGUCAAGGCAUGCUUGGUGCAGUUUACAGAGGCCGGCUUCCCGAUGGAAGGGUUAUUGCAAUCAAGAAACUGGAUAAGGCAGUAUCGGCGAAUGUAAGUGAUCGAGAGUUCGUUGAGAUGGUGACGAGUGUCUCUAAAAUAAAGCAUGAGAAUAUAGUUGACUUUUUAGGUUAUUGCCUCGAGCACGGUCAACGCCUCCUUGUCUACAGUUACUGCAGAAACGGGACACUUGACGAAGCACUAAAUACGGAUGACGAGAUCAAUAAGAAACUUUCUUGGAAUGCUCGCAUGCGUUUGGCCCUUCAAGCUGCAAAAGCCCUCGAAUAUUUGCAUGAGGUGUGUCAGCCACCUAUCGUGCAUCGGAACUUCAAGUCGUGUAAUGUGCUUCUAGAAGAUGAUCUCACCGUACGAGUCUCUGAUUGUGGUUUGUCUCCUUUGCUCUCGACUAAUUCCAUGGCUCAGUUGCAAGGUUCCGGUUACGGUGCUCCAGAACUCGAGUUAGGAAGCUAUUCUCACCAUAGCGAUGUUUAUAGCUUCGGAGUUGUGAUGCUGCAACUUCUAACGGGGCGAAAAUCGUACGACAGGUUACGUCCACGAGGGGAGCAAUAUCUAGUUAGAUGGGCAUAUUCGCAGCUGUACGAUAUAGAUGCAUUGUCGAGAAUGGUUGAUCCUUCGCUAAACGGAUCGUACCCAUCCAAGUCUCUGUCACGGGUCGCGGAUAUUAUUUCUUUAUGCAUUCAGGCUGAGCCGGAAUUUAGACCACCUAUGUCUGAGAUUGUGCAAAAGCUAUUAAACAUCAUACAGAAAGAACCCAGAUUACCAAGACAACAGCAGAUGAGUUGAUGACGUGGAGCCUUUUUGAUUGGUCCAGCAUACAAUUUUCUGAUAAUUAGUUAAUUGUUUUUUUUUUUGAUGUAAUAACUUAUUAGUUCAGAAUUACAGUUGUAGUUUUAACAGUGUUUUUUUUAGUUUUUUAGUGUGUUUUAUGUGGUCUAUUAUUAUCCUUUUAACUGUAAAGAGACUUGGAUGGGUACGACCCAUUACGCAUCGAGAAUGUUGGAUUGGGUUGAUGCAGAAGGUGGUCUUCAAGCAAUUCAUAAUAAUUUUAAUGUAAGAUGUUUGGUGACUAAUUAAUAAUAACUAAAAU
Molecule: messenger RNA, 2851 nt
Organism: Erythranthe guttata (spotted monkey flower)
Lineage: Eukaryota; Viridiplantae; Streptophyta; Magnoliopsida; Lamiales; Phrymaceae
Product: protein STRUBBELIG-RECEPTOR FAMILY 3
Biological process (GO): protein phosphorylation
Molecular function (GO): receptor serine/threonine kinase binding; ATP binding; protein kinase activity
Source: RefSeq, a predicted model, not a curated record